Molecule: messenger RNA, 3430 nt
Organism: Mycena citricolor
Lineage: Eukaryota; Fungi; Basidiomycota; Agaricomycetes; Agaricales; Mycenaceae
Source: the annotation of a GenBank genome assembly
CUUCACUCUCAUGUCGUCGAUUCGGAAAAAGCGGAACUUCAGGGGCCUGCAGCUCCCAACGGCUGCUCUCGACUGUCACGCGCACGAUGAGCCAGUUCCCGCACGCGCUGCUCCCGCCGGACCCCGCAGGGGAUCGCAACUUCCUUUUGGCCAGGGACCUCUGCAAGGCCAGGAUCCACACGGGGGCGCGUCGACGCAGGACGCGAAGGCGACCCUCACAAGCCGUCUGGAAACGCUGGCGAAGGAUUCCAAUCCCGGGUUCGAUGUCAAGAACGACGAGUUCACGACCCUGCAAGAACUGGGAUCAGGGAAUGGCGGCAGCGUGCUGAAAGUGCAGCAUGUCAAAACGGGGACGGUCAUGGCUAAGAAGGUCGUUUUGAUUGACGCGAAGCCGGCAGAGAGGAAGAAAAUCCUGCUCGAGCUGCAAAUCAUGCACGACUGCGACUCGCCCUACAUUGUGUCUUCGUACGGCGCCUAUCUUGCAGAGCCCAAUAUCUGCAUCUGUAUGGAAUUCAUGGACAAGGGCUCUUUCGACGGAAUAUACAAGUCGAUUGGGGCGAUUGACGUGAACGUCGUGGGGAAGGUUGCUGUGUCCGUAUUGGAGGGGCUGAGGUAUCUGUACGAUGUACACCGGAUCAUUCACCGCGAUAUCAAACCCUCGAACAUUUUGUGCAACUCGCAAGGAGACAUCAAGCUCUGUGACUUUGGUGUUUCCGGGGAACUGAUCAAUUCGAUUGCGAACACCUUUGUUGGCACGUCGAUUUACAUGAGCCCGGAACGCAUCCAAGGCGCGGUAUAUUCUGUGAAGUCAGAUAUCUGGUCUCUCGGUAUCACCCUGCUCGAGCUCAUUGUGGGACAAUUCCCUUUCUCGGGUUCGUUUUCGGACACGGAGGAUGACGACAUGGACAUCGAUCGGCCUGAACCUCCUCCUCCGCCCAAAUCAAAUCACCGCGACUCACUCCAAAUUCCCAUGAGCGCAAGUCGGAGAAGGAGGAGGAGCAAAGGUGUAUCCUUGCAUGGAGGGGGCAUGAUGUUGAGCAUCAUCGAACUCAUGCACCAGAUUGUCAACGAGCCCUCGCCAACAUUGCCACGUGGGAAGUAUGGCUCCGCAGCGGAGGACUUCAUCGAUGCAUGCCUAGAAAAAGACAUCGAAAGUCGCAAAACACCCGCUCAACUCUUUGAAUUCGAUCAGCGCGCAACACUGGCGCCCAACAACCGCGCAGCUGCCAGCGGCACUGCAUUCUCCUUCUUCUCUCUCUCCCUCCCGCAUGCGAAAGAAUGCGACGCAUGGCACCCAGGUCUUCUCCGACCAGGAGACCAUGGAUAUGAGGCGGGUGCGAGGAAUAGUAUGCCGCUCUUCUUGUACGCUUUGGCGCUGGUGGUUGAUGGUUUCGACGCGCACAGAAUCAUCCACUCUGCCUCGUCCGAUCUUAAUUUCCACCUCAAUGCCAUGCGAGAGCGAAUACGGGAACUCGAAGAAGCUAUCGCGACGUGUAUCAAGGAUUAUAGAGACACGACCGACAGUGUAGGUUCCGCGCUGAACCCUUUGCUGCGGAAAGAUGUGUCGCUCGACCAGCAAGCAGACGCCAAGUCAAUAUCACCGCCGAAAAGCGAUACAGCGGAGCUGGCUGACAGUUUUGGUGCCAUGGCAUUAAGCGAUGCGGGAACACAUCGGUACUUUGGACCUACAGCAGGCACCGCAGUGAGUAGUAUAGACAUUUUAAGGAUUGUUGACUCUGAUUUGAUCUGCCUUGAGGCUCUGCUUUCGGCUCAGGGAACUGCUGGUGGUGACCGCGGCGAGUACACCUACUCGUUCGCAGAGGUUAUGAAUGCAUUCCCCCUUACGAAUCUGCCGGUCCCGACCUGGAACAAAACGGCUUCGAUGGGUAUCCUACUUGCGCAACUGCCCGAUGAACCUCGUGCGUGGGCGCUCUUCGACAUCUACUGCGCGGCCGCGUCGUGGUAUGGCCGGCCGAUAAUGCCUGACGAAUUACGAGAGCUGGUGACUAUGGUCUACUCACCAGACACGAAUUUUCAUGGGCUGUCCCCACACGCUUUGGCCAUGGUUUUUCUUGCGUUUGCCUCUGCCACACUAGCGGAUUUGGCGCUGCCAGCGUAUAGCGUUCAGGCGGACGCGUAUUUCGAUCUUGGCCGGGCAGCAAUGACACUCCUCGAUGUUUCUGUGUCGAGAGAGUUGUAUACCAUUCAAGCAUUGCUCAUGGUUGGCUUGUAUUACGGGACGGGAAGCCCCAGGUAUAGUUUAGAUGCGUCUGUCACAGCCGUAUCUAUGGCCGCAUGUUUAGCUCAGGCGGUCACAGCGCCCUUGGCGCUUGCUUUCACUCGGACAGUCGCGCCCAGCUACGAUGAGAUUCUCGAACUUGACAAACGACUAAGGCAUUUUAUCGAGAAGGCGCCCUUUCCCCACUACGAGAUGAGCGGCGGUUCGGCCUCCUACCUCGGGUACAUUCGGGCGCAUAUGAUCCCUCGAUUGUCCCAUAACUUAAUCAUUUACAUACAUCGGUCGUCAUUCGUCAAGGCAAUCAAGCACAACCCUACUAAUCCCCUCGAUUCUCCGUAUGCAGCGUCCUUUUUGGCAGCCUAUCGUGGCGCAGAUUCGAUGAUUAAGGCGGACAUGCGGUUCUUGGAGGCAUAUCCAGAAUACAUCCACCGGUGGUGGCCGUUCUGGAAAGCCGUGACAAACUCGGCUUUUAUCCUCGCUUCCGUCGCUGCCAAGUGUCCGAAGCACCUGUUGGCUCCCGUAGCACUCGCAGAUCUCCUGACCACCGUCGAGUUGAUAGAACGGGCGUCAAAGCACUGUGUCGUAGUUACUGGAGCUUUAACCGUCCUUCAUCGUCUCCGAAAUAAAGCAGCGGUUGCAUUUGCCGCCGCUAAUGAUAUCCCGGUGCCUGUUCUGGCUGACGUCGACCUGAAUGAUCUCGCGGACGACACUGACUUUGAGCUGAUCGGGGGUUCUCGGACCAUGGUCGAUAGCGCGACUCUCCCGAAACGCCAAAUUCAAUCUACCGCGGACUUGUCGCGUGCUUCCAGCCCGACUCAGGCGCAGAUAAUGUGGGAACCGCCGAUAUCCCCAGUGACUCAGCAGCGGCUGUGGGACUGGGAAUGGGAGCAGGCUCUUUCGGGAACGAUAGUGGAUCCUCUUCGGGUCGAUGGACAUCUGGCCUCGGGAUUGUAUCCGGACUCGACGCUAGGGGCGGCGGAAACCGCGCAAGAAGUCAAGCUGGGUUACGCGUGGGAGAACCUGGAUGCAUACAUGAUUGCGCUCACACGGCAGUAGCUCCAGGCGUUGGCUAGAUAAGCCCCGAUCAUCGACGGUAGCUGUAUCUUGCAUGCAUCAUGUCCGCUCAAAUGGCCACCACCAGAAAUCACCCCGGUUUUCAUGAAUUACCGUGAUACUGGUCUGACAUGUCCA